Molecule: messenger RNA, 1233 nt
Organism: Mus caroli (Ryukyu mouse)
Lineage: Eukaryota; Metazoa; Chordata; Mammalia; Rodentia; Muridae
Gene: Klk5
Product: kallikrein related peptidase 5
Biological process (GO): amelogenesis; positive regulation of antibacterial peptide production; proteolysis
Cellular component (GO): secretory granule
Molecular function (GO): serine-type endopeptidase activity
Source: RefSeq, a predicted model, not a curated record
CACUUAACCUCAGCCUUUAUUUCUUACCAGGUGCAGCAGUCAUGGCAAAGGCAGGACACCCCUGGAAAUGGGCAAUGGCUACCCUGAUCACAACCCUGGUUCUGGGGGUCUCAGAGCCUGUUCUUGCUGGGGAUGUUUCCUCUUGUGACAACCCCUCUGGAACCGAACCCUCUGGGACCAACAGAGACCUCAGCACGGAUUCCAAGUCUGGGGAGGACACCCGUUCAGAUAGCAGCUCUCGAAUUGUGAAUGGGUCAGACUGCCAAAAGGAUGCACAGCCAUGGCAGGGCGCCCUGCUUCUGGGGCCCAACAAGCUGUACUGUGGGGCUGUGCUGAUCAGCCCACAGUGGCUGCUCACAGCAGCACACUGCAGAAAGCCAGUGUUCAGAAUCCGUCUGGGCCACCAUUCCAUGUCACCUGUCUAUGAGUCUGGGCAGCAGAUGUUCCAGGGAAUCAAAUCCAUCCCCCACCCCGGUUACUCCCACCCUGGCCACUCCAAUGACCUCAUGCUCAUCAAAAUGAACAGAAAAAUCCAUGACUCUCACUCAGUGAAGCCCGUCGAAAUUGCUCGCGACUGUGCCGUCGAGGGGACCAGGUGCAUGGUGUCUGGCUGGGGGACAACGAGCAGCAGCCACAAUAACUUCCCGAAAGUCCUCCAGUGCCUGAAUAUUACUGUGCUCAGUGAGGAGAGGUGUAAAAACUCCUACCCAGGACAGAUAGACAAGACCAUGUUCUGCGCAGGUGAUGAAGAGGGCAGGGACUCCUGCCAGGGCGAUUCCGGAGGUCCUGUGGUCUGCAAUGGCAAGUUACAGGGCCUUGUGUCCUGGGGUGAUUUCCCCUGUGCUCAGCGCAACAGGCCAGGUGUCUACACCAACCUGUGUGAGUUCGUUAAGUGGAUUAAAGACACCAUGAACUCCAACUAAUGAGCCACACCAGGAACCAUGGAACCAGUGCCACCCAACGGCAAUGAGGAGCACUGUCCCUCUCUGAGAAUGCUGAAGAUAACGUCAGUCUCUCCAGAACUUGCUCUAUGUCUCUUGGCACCAAGAUCACCAUCCCCCGCAGUGGACUGACCCCCGUUUCUAUAGCCAGACCCUAGGAACACUUCCUGAAAUGUCUAAAUUGUGUUGAAACCCAUCACUACCUAUGGACCCAUCCAUAAACCCAGAGUUGAGCCUUUUCUUCAGCCGUCACCCAGAUUUAGACCCCAAAUAAAAAAUGGGAAGAACCCUG